UGGUGUUGCAGUCCCUAACAGCGGUGUUUGCUCACUUUGGCAACGCUGCCAGGCGAAGUAGACAACGAAGAACGCUAAUACAAGCCCAAGCCCAAACCCGAUUACAGAACUCCCAAGCCAGAUUCUCCAGCAGCAAGCAGCAAUCUGACCGUCAAUUUCGUAGAACAAACAAUCAUCAAUGAGCAGCAGCAAGGAGGCUGCAUCGUCUUCUCACAUCGUAGAAGAAGACGAUGACGAACUUCUCCUAUACGGGUCCGGAUCCGGUUGGGUGGAGGCCCUGACCCACUGCGAUCACCUUGAUACCUUAUCCUCCGACCUCACACAUAUUCCACCCCCAGAUACUCCUUGCUACAGGUGCGAACACCCUCAAGAGAACUGGCUCUGCUUAAGCUGCGAAGAUGUGCUCUGUAGCCGUUUUGUUAAUAAACACAUGCUUGAGCAUUAUCGUCAACAAAAUAAUCAUUGUUUGGCACUUAGCUACAGCGAUCUAUCAGUCUGGUGUUUCUCCUGCGACGCAUAUUUGGAUGCUCAAGUAAUCUUGCCGCUGCGACCAGUUUAUGAAACUGCAUACAUUCUCAAAUUUGGUGAAGCUCCGCCCUUCCGGGCGCUCGUGGAUUUGCACCUAGCUGACCACAAGGCAGAGGGUUCGUCUUCUGGGGGGCAGUCUUAACCAUUGCAGUUCAAGUUGCAGACCUUUUUUUUUUUGUUUGGGGUAGAUUUUACUGAAAGCUUGUCGGUUCUACAUCUGUUCCGUUUCAAAGAAUUGUAUAAUUCCCUGGUUAAAUGCAUUUAUAUGAAAUGGGAGCGGCUUCUCCGCUCUCGAUUCUCCUCUA
Messenger RNA from Coffea arabica (coffee), 833 nucleotides. RefSeq lists its product as uncharacterized. NCBI's taxonomy places the organism in Eukaryota, Viridiplantae, Streptophyta, Magnoliopsida, Gentianales, Rubiaceae. The record is from RefSeq and is a predicted model, not a curated record. Gene Ontology annotation, molecular function: zinc ion binding.